Messenger RNA from Volvox carteri f. nagariensis, 1519 nucleotides. RefSeq lists its product as uncharacterized. Gene Ontology annotation, cellular component: catalytic step 2 spliceosome. Gene Ontology annotation, molecular function: RNA binding; protein binding. The transcript is spliced from 9 exons. The coding region runs from base 145 to 1200 and encodes 351 amino acids. Lineage: Eukaryota; Viridiplantae; Chlorophyta; Chlorophyceae; Chlamydomonadales; Volvocaceae. The record is from RefSeq and is a predicted model, not a curated record.
GCGCGGAUUAAAAAUACCUUAUUCCAUGACUUUUAAUCUAAGUGGAAACAUCCCCUUGGACUAAUAACUCUAGCUUCAGAGUUAGCGCUGCUGAUGUGAAGAGGUUGACGUAGGUAGACUUAGCCCGUGCUAUUAGCAGUCCUCAUGGGAGAUAAACGCGAUCGUGCUGCAAAGGCGGGUAUUGACGAGGGACCGCUUGUCCCCAACAAGAAAGUUCGCACGGAUACGGACAUCGUUCGAGGAUGCGAUCUUCAGGAUGUCAAGACCCGGAACCGCCAGUUGAGCGCUCCAAUCCUGCAGUUAUCUGGCCAUGCUGGCGAAGUGUUAUCACUACGGUUCAGCCCAGAUGGGCAAUACCUCGCGUCAGCAUCAUUUGACAAGGACAUCUUUUGCUGGCGUGUUUACGAUGGAACUGAUAAUUUUAUGGUCCUAAAGGGACAUCGGAACGCUGUUUUGGAGGUACAUUGGUUCACAGGUGGCGAAAUGCUGCUCAGCUGUGCCGCGGAUAAAACGGCGAGAUGCUGGGAUGUUGAGUCCGGUUUACAGGUUAAGAAGCUUGGCGAGCAUACUGGCAUUGUAAAUAGUUGUUGCCCACUGCGGCAUGGAGCCAAGAUGUUUGUGACGGGUGCGGAUGAUACAACGGUCAAAGUGUGGGACAUGAGGGUAAAAAAGUCAGUCCUCACAGUGCGGGAUGGCUUUCCGGUGUGUGCAGUGGCGUUUGCUGACACCGAUGACCAGGUGUACACUGGUGGAGUGGAUAACGUCAUCAAGGCAUGGGAUUUGCGCAAGGGCUCUGGUUCCGAUCCCGCUCUAUUGCUGAAGGGUCACAGCGACACAGUAACAGGGUUGCGGCUGAGCCCGGACGGCUCGCACCUUCUGUCCAAUAGCAUGGAUAACACGCUGCGGGAGUGGGAUGUGCGGCCGUAUGCACCGCAGAGCCGUUGCACUAAGGUGUUUACAGGUCACCUGCACAACUUCGAAAAGAACCUUCUACGCUGCGACUAUUCUUCUGACGGUAGCAGAGUGGCGUGCGGCAGUGCAGAUCGCAAGGUGUACAUUUGGGAUACCAAUUUGCGCAAGGUGUUGUAUGCACUACCCGGUCAUACUGGCAGCGUCAACGAGGUGGUCUUCCAUCCCAAGGAGCCUAUCAUUGGGUCAGCAUCGAGCGACAUGACCAUUUUCCUUGGAGAGCUCGUGUAAUGACGACUGGAGCCACGCCCGGCCUUGAGUAAUGGCUCGUGUUGUAGCAGCUCGUCCUUCCUGCAUUUAAGUGCACGCUUGGGAUAGUGUUCAUGCGGUGUAUUGGAUGUAUUGCGCGGCAGCUAUGGGGCGUCUUUUCCGAUGGUGUUUGUUGCUGGGACGCCUCCGCCCAUCAUUAAGCUAAAAAUUAUGCUUACAACGAUUGUAGUCGGAAUUCUUCCCCCAAAUUGCGUGUGCAGUUUGCAUAUGGGCCUAUAUGAGAUGGAAUGUAUGUAAUUGUGUGCCUCGAGCCAUUACAGCUUUAACGCAAUCCCAGCGG